AUGCAGGGUGCCGCGCAAUCUUUGAGAGCGAAGAAGGCUGCCGAGAGGAAGGCGGCUCGGGAAAGGGCGAUACUGGAGGCGAACUUCAAACCGCCUACUCCCCCCGAAGUCAGGAAUGACUCCGAGGUCGCUGUUGAUACCGAGGCAAUCGACGAAGCUCGGGAAGACACGACUCUGGUUGGGGCUGAGGCCUCUGUUGAUGUUUUGUCGACAGAAGUCCUCGAGGCGGCAGGGACCUCGGCUAUUGUUGCUCUGGGUGCCGAGGCGAAGACUAAGGCGAAGGGUAAGAGGCCCCGAGGUGAUAGCUCGGGAGGCCGUAGGAAGGAGAAAAGGAGUCGUAACGAGGCUCCCAUCUACAAGGAUAAGACAGCUGCUUUCCAUUCGAUGAACUCCAUGGUUCGAGCCUACGAUUCUUCGAACCGGAAAUGCGAGACUUCCCGAGCCGAGGCGGAGGUCAAGAUUGCUGAGACCGAUGCCAGGAUUGUCGAGGCAGAUGCAAAGAUUGCCGAGGCGGCGGCCAAGAUUGCCGAGGCGGCGGCCAAGAUUGCCGAGGCGGAUGAGGCCAGGCAGAAUGCCGAGGCGUUGGCCAAAGCAGAGAAGGUCGAGCGGUUGAAGACGGCCGAGGAUGGUUUUCGCCUUCAACGGAAGUUCGAGGCUGAAAUCAAAUGCUUGAACCGGCUAUUCACCGAGGAGAAGUCUCUUCGGGAGAAGGAAGUAGCUCGGGAGAGAAAAGCGGCUAAGAAGGAGUUCGCCAAGAGGAUCGAGGCGAUAGAGGCGAAGAUGGACCUGUACGGGAAGGCGUCUGAGCGCUACAUGUUUCAAGUGCAGGCUAGGGCCAAUGCCGAGCUGAUUGCCGAUCUUGAAGGCAGCAAAAAUCUCGAAGAUGAAAAGGAGGAAGUACUCCAGUGGAAAGCGGAGUAUGGGGAUGCUGCGGGAGGAUCUGAGUCUUCCUCCGGCUUCUCCAGAUUCUGUUGA
Molecule: messenger RNA, 975 nt
Organism: Arabidopsis lyrata subsp. lyrata
Lineage: Eukaryota; Viridiplantae; Streptophyta; Magnoliopsida; Brassicales; Brassicaceae
Exons: 2
Coding region: 1-975 (324 amino acids)
Source: RefSeq, a predicted model, not a curated record